This is a messenger RNA of Salvia hispanica, 3703 nucleotides long. RefSeq names its product protein SUPPRESSOR OF MAX2 1A-like. The record is from RefSeq and is a predicted model, not a curated record. Gene Ontology annotation, molecular function: ATP hydrolysis activity; ATP binding. NCBI's taxonomy places the organism in Eukaryota, Viridiplantae, Streptophyta, Magnoliopsida, Lamiales, Lamiaceae.
AUCUGUUGUGGAAGGGAUAAUUUUGUGUGUAUUGAAUGCUAAAGAAGAGGGUGUUCAUAUCUUCAACCCCUCUGAUAGAGAGAGAAGAGAGAGAAGAGAGAGAGAGAGAGGGGCGUUUGUGUGAAGGAGGCUGGUCCGAUCUAUCCUUUUCCCUUUGAAUUUCACACACACCUUUUUAGUCUCACAAAAAGAUCAUAUUUUUAGAGCCCAACAAAUCCGUCAAUCUCCAAUUCAACUGAAUCAAGAUCCAAUUUUCGAUUUUGAGCUCAGAAUUUGGGGAAUUUCGAAGCCAAUUUUGGAAUUUGAUAGAGAAGAAGAAGGAAUAUGAGAGCAGGUUUGAGCACUAUUCAGCAGACCCUAACGCCAGAGGCUGCGAGUGUUCUCAACCUCUCAAUCGCGGAGGCGAGCCGCCGCAACCACGGCCAGACGACGCCGCUGCACGUGGCGGCGACGCUGCUGGCCUCGCCCUCCGGAUUCCUGCGGCAGGCCUGCAUCCGGUCCCACCCGAAUUCGAGCCACCCGCUCCAGUGCAGGGCGCUGGAGCUCUGUUUCAGCGUGGCUCUCGAGCGGCUGCCGACGGCUCAGAACGUGGACGGCUCGGGAGCCGAGCCGCCGAUCUCGAACGCCCUCAUGGCGGCGCUGAAGCGGGCCCAGGCUCACCAGCGGCGCGGCUGCCCCGAGCAGCAGCAGCAGCCGCUUCUCGCGGUGAAGGUGGAGCUCGAGCAGCUGAUUAUUUCCAUCCUCGACGACCCCAGCGUCAGCCGCGUGAUGCGAGAAGCCAGCUUCUCCAGCCCCGCCGUCAAGGCCGCCAUCGAGCAGUCCUUGAGCACCUCCACCCCUCAUUCUCAUCACAAUCACCACCACGUCGCUUCCAAUAAUGUCAAUUUCGGAGCUGGAAUUGGGGGAAUCGGACCUAGGCUCCUCCCAAAUCCCGGCCAAUUAACCUCUCCGCAGCCAAAUCAGAGCGUGUACCUGAAUCCGCGCCUCUCCGGGGCUGCCAAGGGGGAGGAAUUGAAGAAGGCUUUGGAGAUAAUGUCGAGAAGCAGGAAACGGAACCCGAUUUUUGUCGGCGAUUCGGAGCCGGAGACGGUGGUGAAGGAAUUGCUGAGGAAGAUAGUCAACAGGGAAAUUGGGGAUGAUUCGAUUCUAAAAAAUGUUGAGAUUGUGUCAAUUGAAUUAGGGCUUUUAUCCGAUAAAAUUCAGAUAGCAUCGAAAAUUGAAGAAUUGGGAGGGGUGAUCGAGGGCAGAAUCAGGGGCGGUGGAGUGAUCCUUGAUUUGGGGGAUUUGAAAUGGUUGGUGGAGCACCAGAAGCAGCAGCAGCCGGUGGUUUCGGAGACGGCGAGGGCGGCGGUGGCAGGGAUCAAGGCUCUGUUAGCUAGAUUCGGCGGAGAAACCAAUAAGCUCUGGUUAAUUGGAACUGCAACUUGUGAGACAUAUCUGAGAUGCCAAGUUUAUCAUUCAUCCAUGGAGAUUGAUUGGGAUCUGCAGGCUGUGCCUAUUGCUUCCAGAUCGCCUCUGCCUGCGCUGUUUCCCAGGCUUGGAGUUGAGAGAAUAUUGAGCAAUCCGUUGGAGUCUUUGAAUCCGUUGAAGCCGGCGGUAGCGAGCCCUCUGCCGGCUCUAACAAGGGGCCUAUUUGAAAACCCGGGCGCUACUCAACUAUUGUCCAUUUGUCCUAAAUGUUCGGAGAAUUGUGAAAAGGAACAGGCGAAGCUCGCAGCUAUUGAAAAAUCGUUCUCCGAGGCGAAACAGGACACAGUCCCGUCUCUGCCUGCGUGGUUGCAGAAUGCUAAACUCAACGCGGUUGAUGCUAUAACGGAAGAUGAAUCGCAGGGUAAGGAUCAACAUGUUCUUUCAAAGCAGAAGAUGCAGGAGUUGCAGAAGAAAUGGAGGCAGACAUGCUUGCAGCUUCAUCCAAAUUUUCAUCAGAAUACUCGGCUCGAUAGGGCUGAUCCGCCUGCUCUGUCUAUGUCGAGCUUGUAUAAUCCUAACCUUCUGUCGCGCUCGCCCUUCCAGCCGAAGCUGCAGAUGGCCAAGCCUCUCGGGGCAGCUCUACAACUGAAUAUGAAUCAAGCUUCGAGCCAACCUGCGGAUCUCCUCAAUCGCUCCCCUACAAGCCCAGUCAGAACCGAUCUGAAUCUUGGAUGGAAAGGACUGGACAACGGACCUGAGAAAGCUUUGGAGGAUCAUGCUAAAGACUUCUUGGGCUGCAUCUCGUCCGAGCCACAGACUAAGUUGCUUGAUAAAUUCUCUAACGCUUUGGAUGCCGAUACGUACAAGAAACUGCUCAAGGGGCUCAUGGAGAAGGCGUGGUGGCAGGCUGAAGCAGCGUCCGCUGUGGCCUCAGCCAUCACCCGAUGCAGAUUGGGGAAUGGGAAACGACGUGGUGCUGGAACGAGGGGUGACAUUUGGUUGUUAUUCACGGGGCCGGACAGAGUUGGGAAGAAGAAGAUGGCAACGGUGUUGGCCGAUCAAAUGUUUGGGGUUAAUCCUGUGAUGAUAUGCCUAGGCAAACGACGGGAUGAUGAAGAUUUGGACAUUAGUUUCCGAGGUAAAACAGCUGUAGACCGGAUUGCAGAGGUUGUUCGAAGAAACCCGUUUUUGGUGAUCAUGCUCGAGGACAUUGAUGAAGCGGAUAUGCUAGUCCGUGCGAACAUCAAGAGGGCGAUUGAGAGAGGCAGGCUCACCGAUUCUCAUGGCCGUGAAGUCAGCCUAGGCAAUGCCAUAUUCCUCAUCACUGGAGAUUGGUCUGUAACAAAUCCCGACGCUGUAAGAGAAGGUAGGUUCGUGGACGAGGAGAAGCUUGCGUCUGUAGCAACCGGUGGCUGUCAAUUGGGACUGAUCGUUAGAGAAAAGAGUGCGAAACGCAGACCUAAUUGGUUGCAGGAUGAUGAUAGGUCAAUGAAGCCAAGAAGGGAAUCGGAAGCUGGCUUGUCCUUGGAUCUUAACCUCGCAUCAGCAUUCGUCGAGGACGACAAAACUGACGGCUCGAACAAUUCGAGCGACCUGACCUUCGAUCACGAGGAUGAACUCAGCCUUGUAAAUGGGCACUUCUCUGUUACAUCUGUGCCUCAUGACCUCGUGAGCAAUGUGGAUGAUGCCAUAGCGUUCAAGCCCGUGAGCUCGGCUUUUGUCCGAAGGGAAAUCAAGAAAACAAUCACGGUUAAGUACUCCAUGGCCGUGGGCGAGAAGGCGCCGCCUAUACAAGUGGAAGACGACGUGUUGGAGAAGAUCUUAGGGGGGCUGUGGCACGACCGGAGCAGCCUCGAAGAAUGGAUUGAGAAAGUUGUUGCACCGAGUUUCGACCAGCUGAAGGCGCAGCUGUCCUUGUGCGGAGACCAUAGCAACUCGGUAGUUCGCCUAGUGGUGGAGUCGGGCUCGAGCGACCGGGGCAAGAGCCACGGGAAUAGCGAGUGGCUGCCUAGCAGCAUUCUGGUAUGAUAAUUUUGUUGAUGUUGGGGUUCAUAUUUGUAAAUAUUUUUGCUACUCUUUGGCACAUUAUAGAGUAAAAAGAAAAAAAGGAAAAGGAGUAAAAAGAAGUGUAACGGUUAAGAGAGGGAUGUUGACAGGUUAACGAAUCUCAAACCACAAUUACUUUUCUUUUUAUACUGUAGCACUACUAUUUGUUAAUUGCUUUUACUAUUAGUGCCAUAAAUGUUUGAAUAGGAAGAAGAUGAAUAAACACGAGGCUAUUUGAUUUGUCGAA